Molecule: messenger RNA, 980 nt
Organism: Pimephales promelas (fathead minnow)
Lineage: Eukaryota; Metazoa; Chordata; Actinopteri; Cypriniformes; Leuciscidae
Source: RefSeq, a predicted model, not a curated record
UCACGAGAGUCAGAGUGGCAGCUGACACACGGAGAGCGAGGCAGAUGGAGAAAGUGAAGGAAUCCUGAGGAGAAGACGAGGUGAGAUACAUCACGCCAAGAGAGGAGUGUACAGCUGUGAUAGACGGAGAGAAAGAGAAAGAAGAGAGAGAGAGAGGAGUGAAUGGUAGAGAGCGGGAGACACAGCGCGCGGGAGGGAGAAAGAUGGCCUCGGUCACGGCGGAGAAUGGCUUCAGCACCGGCAGAAUCAACGGACUCAACAGCGCGAUUCCCAUGAAAGAUCACGACGCUAUCAAGCUCUUCAUCGGCCAGAUCCCGCGAAACCUGGAGGAGAAGGACCUCAAGCCGCUGUUCGAGGAGUUCGGCAAGAUCUACGAGCUCACGGUGCUCAAGGACCGGUUCACCGGGAUGCAUAAAGGAUGUGCCUUUCUAACGUACUGUGCCAGAGAGUCAGCGCUGAAGGCCCAGAGCGCUCUCCAUGAACAAAAGACUCUACCCGGGACAUUCUCCCUCAGUUUCUCAGUUGUCCAUUUCUACGACUGUCACACAAGAGCUGCAUUAGUCGGCCGCUUCGAGGCGUCUCCUCUCGGAUGUUCCCGCUCGAUGAGGCCGUUUCCCUGAAUGGCGCUCGAUCAUGUUUCUGGCCUGUCUGUGGGAGAAUGAGACAUUAAGAUUUAUUCUCGCUGCUCUUUGUUUGGUCCUCAUCCGUAACCAUAAUGCACCUGGCACGCUCCGGGAAGCUCGGGGACGAAGCGUCUGGCGGCGGGAGAACGCGUUACGCGACACACACUGAUUAUUCGUCACGGUGUGCGCAUUGAGACAGGAGACGCUCGCUAACGUGUGUGUGUUAGUUUGGGGUCGAGGUGUUUCUAUCAGCGUAGAUUAUAAUCAUCCGCUCACGGUGAGGAGAAGACGAUCUCUCAGUAAUAAUAAAAUCAUCAAACACUUUCAGAAGUGUUCAACUCAGCUAGUGUUAUUUCG